This is a messenger RNA of Vicugna pacos (alpaca), 2092 nucleotides long. Lineage: Eukaryota; Metazoa; Chordata; Mammalia; Artiodactyla; Camelidae. The record is from RefSeq and is a predicted model, not a curated record.
AUGGGGGCGCCGCCGCAGACGCCCUGGGUUUCCAAAAGCCUUAGACUGUCUCCAACCCAGGACCAGGGGGCGGAGCGCAGGUGUGCGGGGCGGAGAGCGAGAGCCUUGCGCGCCCGUGAGCGCAAGUGUGGUGCGCGCGUGACUGCGCCGCCUCUCCUCCCCCCGGGGGAGUGUGCGGCGCGGAGUCUGGGUCCGGGUGAGGAGGACAGGCAGUUAGGCGAGAGUGCUCUCCACUGGUCUAUCGGGCACGCCUGGCUUGGCUUCUGCCCUCGGUUCCCCGCCCCAGGGGCUGGGCACCCUAUGAAGCCCCAUCGCUUGGCAUUGACCCAUAGUCUGGUCCUGCACUACGGUCUCUAUAAGAAGAUGAUCGUCUUCAAGCCAUACCAGGCCUCCCAGCAUGACAUGUGCCGCUUCCACUCUGAGGACUACAUCGACUUCCUGCAGAGAGUCAGCCCCACCAAUAUGCAAGGCUUCACCAAGAGCCUCAAUGCCUUCAACGUGGGCGAUGACUGCCCAGUGUUUCCCGGGCUCUUUGAGUUCUGCUCCCGUUACACAGGCGCGUCUCUGCAAGGAGCAACCCAGCUGAACAACAAGAUCUGUGAUAUUGCCAUUAAUUGGGCUGGUGGUCUGCACCAUGCCAAGAAGUUUGAGGCUUCUGGCUUCUGCUACGUCAAUGACAUUGUGAUUGGCAUCCUGGAGCUGCUCAAGUACCACCCUCGGGUGCUCUACAUUGAUAUCGACAUCCACCACGGUGACGGGGUUCAGGAAGCCUUCUACCUCACUGACCGGGUCAUGACGGUGUCCUUCCACAAAUACGGAAACUACUUCUUCCCUGGCACAGGUGACAUGUAUGAAGUUGGAGCAGAGAGUGGCCGCUACUACUGCCUCAAUGUGCCCCUGCGGGACGGCAUUGAUGACCAGAGUUACAAGCACCUUUUCCAGCCGGUUAUCAACCAGGUGGUGGACUUCUACCAACCCACGUGCAUUGUGCUCCAGUGUGGCGCUGACUCUCUGGGCUGUGAUCGAUUGGGCUGCUUCAACCUCAGCAUUCGAGGACAUGGGGAAUGUGUCGAGUAUGUCAAGAGCUUCAAUAUCCCUCUACUGGUGCUAGGUGGUGGUGGCUACACUGUCCGAAACGUUGCCCGCUGCUGGACCUAUGAGACAUCACUGCUGGUAGAAGAGGCCAUUAGUGAGGAGCUUCCCUAUAGUGAAUACUUUGAGUACUUUGCCCCGGACUUCACGCUCCAUCCAGACGUCAGCACCCGCAUUGAGAAUCAGAACUCACGCCAGUAUCUAGACCAGAUCCGCCAGACAAUCUUCGAAAACCUGAAGAUGCUAAACCAUGCACCCAGCGUCCAGAUUCACGAUGUACCUGCUGACCUCCUGACCUAUGACAGGACAGAUGAGGCUGACGCAGAGGAGAGGGGUCCCGAGGAGAACUACAGCAGGCCAGAGGCACCCAAUGAGUUUUAUGAUGGAGACCAUGACAAUGACAAGGAAAGCGACGUGGAGAUUUAAGAGUGGCUGGGCUUGCUGUGUCCCCAGGAAUUCCUUUUUACCUCUUGGUUGGGUGGGAGGGAAAAGGUGUGAUUUCCCCACUCCUGGUCUGGUGACUUCCAGGGUUUUUACCAGUGCUGGGGGAGGGUUUGGAGACCACAUCUGGUUCUUGAACCAACUAUCCCCUUUCUUCUCCCUCCUAAGGCCUGACAAUGGUACCUAUUAGGGAUUGGAUGGGGACAAGGAUAGCCAUCUCUAGGAUAUCCUGGGUAGUGGGCCCUAGAGGCCAGUCCCAGCCCUUCUGGCUCCCUUAUUCCUUUCCUGCUUUCUUCUGACCUAGAGAUAUUAGGGAUGAGGAGGUAGAACUGAGGUUGCCUCCAAGUCCCUUCUCUCCUGGGUCCUCCUAAUGUAGGCCUUGCAUCCAGUGCAGGUGAAGUGUAAGGGAUUUUAGGGGGCUCUGGCUCCCUAACACCUUAACCCAGAUGAUGAUGCGGUUUUGAGAUGGGGGAGGAUGUGAAAAUGUCCUGUCCUGACUUUUGGUUUUAUGUCCAUUUUACCACUGUUUUUAUCCAAUAAACCAAGUUGGGUUUUUUUU